CGCUCGUGUGGCUCAGGGGAAGGCUGUGCCAUCGGCAAGAGCUCCGGUGCCGAGCUGUCAUUGUCUCUCCGAACCAAUGCGAACUGGCCGCACGGCCUCCGUCCGGUUUGUCUCUUGCUGCGGGUAAUCCAUCAGCUCAAGUGUCUCUUUCCCGUCCCUGCCGACUGUCUCCGCCACAAACACGACCCCCAGAGGUCGGUCUGUGCCGUUGUCGAAGAGCCGUGAAAGAGAGGUUGUUGCCGUCUCGUCGGUCUCGUCGCUGGCGUGAAGCGGAAAGACGCUUUGUGACAGGAGCGCAAGGGCCGACAGGAGAGGCGGCAAAGGGGUGGGGGAUGAAGGCCCGCCGGCAUCCGCUGAAGGGUCAUGCUCUAGCCUCGCAUCGGCGUCGAGACCCGACGUGUGCUUGUGCCUGUGGCUUUUGACAGAUGAAUGCCACAACGCAACCUCUUGGUCCACUUGACGGGCCAGAGCCACCUGCCGUCCUUCAGCGUCAAUAAAGCUCGGCCACACGAUGAUUGGGUGAAUGCCGACCAGCCGUCUCAAGCCAUCCUCGUAGCUCUCGUCGGUGAGUACAGCGUCGCUCUCCCUCUGGACGAAAGCAUGAGCCGCCACGCUCGGAUUGAAGUGAUGAAGACAAUUGGGGUUGCCCAGUCGAUUGAACUCCUGAGCUGGGUUGGCGCAGACGUUCGUGUCUGGGAAGUCGAUUUCCGUCACCGCGGCGAUUUCUUCAUCUUCUUGGAUGAAUGAGCUGCUGGAUCCCGUGGCGGUGAAAAGGCCCCGGGAGUCGCACUUGGCUGAGCGCGGCUGCGGGCCGAAGAGCGUGCGCCGCAGCAUGGCUGACGCAUACAUGUCAAAGGAAGCCCUGCAUCCCACUGCAAGGCAAGGCACCCACAGACAGAGAGCAUCCAAGUCUGUGUGGAUCUUGUGUCUCUGUGUCUGUCUUUGUGUCUGACUGCUCACUGCUGCAUCUGAUAGGCAGCUCGGUCCACCUUCCAUCUCUGCAGUGCAUCUGGCCGACCAGUGACUGGUGCAGAGUGUCGUAGAAUAGGAAGUUGAAGCUUUCGUCCAGCAUGGGGGCGAGCCUCGACGCCCAGUCGCACACCACAAGAUGCACGUCACCAGGCUAACACAAACUCACAGAAGAGACAAGAACAUGCAACAACCACACACUCUUAGCGCAACUCACCUUUCUAGCCAUUAGGUGUUUGUCUUUCUCGGGCAUCGCCAUGGCCUUCAUUCUCAACACAUUGGUGGUGGCGAUGUCCUCCUGGAAUAUCGACUGGAUCACCUGGUAAGGCGACAGAGCACCAAACAUAUCUUCACACGUCGCCUUGGCACACUUGUCAAGAUCAGGCCGCGGGCCAAAAAGCGCGCUCUCCUCCAUGUCCAUCUGCAGCAAUGUCAGCCCUUUCUUCUCAUUCUCCAGCUCUUCAUUGACCAUAGCUUCGAGCUGCUUGCCCUCUUUGCUCUUGGCGUCCACCUCCUUCCUGACCGUCUCGUUAGCCUCUUUCCUGACAUCGGGGGAUUUUGCCUUGAAGGCUUCCGGAGGCUCGGUGAACUUGGAGGCGGUCUUGUUCUCCCUGGCGCUUCUCACGGCGCUGAACUCCGUGUAUGGGUAGCAGAUGUCCUGCUUGUUGAGCGCACCCAGAUUGUGUCGAUAGGCGAUGCACAGAUCUCGAAGGGCCUCAGUGAUGGGAGGGCACACCUCUGGAAGGGAGAGGAAAAAGGCGAAACAUACAUGUGGAUGACAAUAUGAGAUAGAUGCAUGAGUGCUCGCUCGUUUACUCUGGCAUGUGAUGGUUGCGGUUGUCCAUGUGCCAUCCCUGCAGGUGACGAUGCUGAAUUUCUCCUGGGUCAGCUUAUCCAGCUCCACCCCGUCGUUCUCCACAGCCCAGUAACCCAUUCGAUGGCCUUUCAUCUUACCCCCACGAGGCCUGUACCGACAAACGAACGAGGCAAAGCUAGCUAGCGUCAACAACUUUCCUCCUGCGCAUCUAUGUCACUCACCCACCUUUCGGGAUCGCAUGAGACCCUUCUGGUGAUGCCAUGCGGAAGUGUGGGCUCUAGGAGUCCUGCUGCGACCCCCACAUGUUGGGGAAUGUGGGGCCGAAGCACGUAGCCCCGAGCUGCAGCCAUCGGGAAUUCAGCGCACCGACCUGCCAGACAAAAAGACAGACGGCCGAUCCUGAAGGUGGUUUGCUUGGCGUGUCGUGUGUGGGUUUCUCUGCAUAUAUUACGGAAACAUCUCAGCUGCCUUCCAGUCCAGUGUCCAUCGUCACACGCAACGAUGUCGACAGGGUCGAUCUUGUUCCAGUUGAGCUCUAAGUUGUCUACCUCCUCGCCGAUCCACGGCCGAGUGUACUCCUCUGCGUCACCCGACAUGCGCUGAAGGUCCUGCAUACAAAGACACCCACAGCACGAAGGGAGUGAUGCGCAUGUGCGCAGGCCGUGCGUGAGUGAGUCUGCUUGACAUACCGCGGAGUGUGUCUUCAUGCAUUUGAUCCUCCGUUGGCUGGCGUGGUAGACGGUCUCGUCGGGGCUGUACGUCUCCUUGUCCAGCAGCUCGUACCCCCGAUCCUCCGUCAUGUUGAGUGCCACACGCGCGUCGGCACUGCACACCCCUGGUGGUGAGACAGACACACGAAAUCGACGGUUGUGCCUCUGAACGUCUGGUUUGUCUGUGUGCAGCCUCAAUUAUGACGUUUGCAGUUGAGUGGCAUGAGGUUGGUCUUUGCGAUGGAUGGGAUGGUCCAGUUGCCGUCGUAGCAGGUGAAGGUCAUGUAUGCCGAGGGGUUGCCGUCGUGGAAGUACAUGCGGUCG
Messenger RNA from Vitrella brassicaformis, 2820 nucleotides. The record is from the annotation of a GenBank genome assembly. Lineage: Eukaryota; Vitrellaceae.